Asparagus officinalis (garden asparagus) is the source of this 540-nucleotide messenger RNA. RefSeq lists its product as uncharacterized. Bases 41 to 367 code for a protein of 108 amino acids. The transcript has 2 exons. NCBI's taxonomy places the organism in Eukaryota, Viridiplantae, Streptophyta, Magnoliopsida, Asparagales, Asparagaceae. The record is from RefSeq and is a predicted model, not a curated record.
CCGAAAUAAAUCAGGUUGGGGUUGGGAUGAAGGUAAAAAUAUGGUGAUUGCACCUACUGCAAAAGAUUGGGAGGCAUUGAUAAAGGAGAAUGAUGAGUAUUUAAGAAUUAAGAACAAACCUUUUCCUCAGUUUGAUGAUAUGGAUUUUCUAUGUGGAGGUAACACACCUAAGGGACGCUGGUGGUUUGGGACUACUGAUGACUUCAAUGAACGUGAAGGAAGCACUAGUUCAGACAAUAAAUUAGAUGAUACUGAGGGGCCACACAAUAACGAGAUAGAUUUAAGUGAUUCAGAGGAUGUACAAGAAGUGGAAGAGACACAAGUUCCUUUUAAUGGUACACAAGCAUCACUCAUCAAUCAAAUGUGAUGAAGCAGGUUCCUCGACCAUGUCGAACUAGGCCAUUCUCUGGUCAUAUGCUUGUAGAAGAUAUAUUGGCUAGACAUCCUGAUCGUUCAUAUUCUUGUUUUCGAAUGAGUUCUGAGGCAAUUCUUUUGCUUAAAAAUGUUCUAAUUGAGAAGAAUGCUUUAAGGCCAACUAGA